Messenger RNA from Ceratotherium simum simum (southern white rhinoceros), 2696 nucleotides. RefSeq names its product mitochondrial adenyl nucleotide antiporter SLC25A24. Gene Ontology annotation, biological process: transmembrane transport. NCBI's taxonomy places the organism in Eukaryota, Metazoa, Chordata, Mammalia, Perissodactyla, Rhinocerotidae. Gene Ontology annotation, cellular component: mitochondrial inner membrane. Gene Ontology annotation, molecular function: calcium ion binding. The record is from RefSeq and is a predicted model, not a curated record.
CUGCGCGCCGAGCCGGGCCCGGGAAGGUCCUCGUCGCGCCCGGGCAGCCCUCGGCCCUCCGUGACGCCCCUCGGCUGGGCCGCCCCGCGCCUCCGGGACCAUGCUGCGCUGGCUGCGGGGCUUCGUGCUGCCCGCGGCGGCCUGCCAGGAUGCAGACCCGCCGACGCGCUACGAGACCCUCUUCCAGAAGCUGGACCACAACCAGGACGGCGUGGUGGACAUCGGCGAGCUGCAGGAGGGGCUCAGGAACCUGGGCAUCCCCCUGGGCCAGGACGCCGAGGAGAAAAUUUUUUCUACCGGUGAUAUCAACAAAGAUGGGAAGCUGGAUUUUGAAGAAUUUAUGAAGUACCUUAAAGACCAUGAGAAAAAAAUGAAAUUGGCAUUUAAGAGUUUGGACAAAAAUAAUGAUGGAAAAAUUGAGGCUUCCGAAAUUGUCCAGUCUCUCCAGAUACUAGGUCUGACUAUUUCUGAACAACAAGCAGAGUUGAUUCUUCGAAGCAUCGAUGCUGAUGGGACGAUGACAGUAGACUGGAAUGAAUGGAGGGACUACUUCUUAUUUAAUCCUGUUACAGACAUUGAGGAAAUUAUCCGUUUCUGGAAACAUUCUACUGGUAUUGACAUAGGAGACAGUAUAACUAUUCCGGAUGAAUUCACGGAAGAUGAAAAAAAGUCGGGACAGUGGUGGAGGCAGCUCUUGGCAGGAGGUGUCGCUGGCGCCGUCUCGCGAACGAGCACUGCCCCCCUGGAUCGGCUGAAAGUCAUGAUGCAGGUCCACGGUUCAAAAUCACACAAAAUGAACAUAUAUGAUGGCUUUCGACAGAUGGUGAAAGAAGGAGGCAUCCGCUCUCUUUGGAGGGGAAAUGGUACAAAUGUCAUUAAAAUUGCUCCUGAGACAGCUGUUAAGUUCUGGGCAUAUGAACAGUACAAGAAGCUGCUUACUGAGGAAGGACAGAAAGUAGGAACUUUUGAGAGAUUUAUUUCUGGUUCCAUGGCUGGGGCAACUGCACAGACUUUUAUUUAUCCUAUGGAGGUUUUGAAAACCAGGCUGGCUGUAGGCAAAACUGGACAAUACUCUGGAAUAUUCGAUUGUGCCAAGAAGAUUUUGAAACAUGAAGGAGUGGGAGCUUUUUACAAAGGUUAUGUUCCCAAUUUAUUAGGCAUCAUACCUUAUGCAGGUAUAGAUCUUGCUGUGUAUGAGCUCUUGAAGUCCCAUUGGCUAGAUAAUUUUGCCAAAGACUCUGUAAACCCUGGUGUCAUGGUGUUGCUGGGAUGUGGUGCCUUGUCGAGCACCUGCGGUCAGCUGGCCAGCUACCCCUUGGCCUUGGUGCGAACGCGCAUGCAGGCUCAAGCCAUGUUAGAAGGAAGCCCACAGCUGAACAUGGUUGGCCUCUUUCGACGCAUAAUUUCCAAAGAAGGAAUACCAGGACUUUACAGAGGCAUCACCCCAAACUUCAUGAAGGUGCUACCUGCUGUAGGCAUCAGUUAUGUGGUUUAUGAAAAUAUGAAACAAACUUUAGGAGUAACUCAGAAAUGACAAGUUGAAUUUUUUGCUUUAGCGUGAUUAUUGAAAUUUUCAACAAUCUCUGGAGUGACUUUUUCUCCUAGAAUUGCACCAAGUCUAUGGCAAAAGCAGUCAUAUUUUUUUCUAAAAAGGGAAGAACAUAUCAAUGAUCAUUUCAAAUGUUUGGGCUCAAUUUUAUGUAAACAGAAAUGUUAAAAAUCAUAGUUUUGAUAAGCUUAUACAAUUUUGAGAAGGCCACAAAGUUGUAUUUUAUCUUCUCUUAUUAGUCCUUUCUACAAAUCUAUGCCCUGAAUCCUACAUCUGAAAAAUGUACUUGCUUGAAUUAAAUUUGUUUUGUGUGGUAGAAUUAUAAAUCAUUAAUCUUUAUUUUGGUUGGUUCAAAUUUAUGCUAGUUCCUUUAUACUUAAAUGUCUUUUUGUUAAAAACAAAAUGAUCAGAAAACCUUGAAAUUUAAAUUGUUUUAUAUAUUUUGAAUGUCUUUAUAGACUUCUUAAAAUUUCCUUAUAGAACGAUUAAUAGAAAAUCAUUGUGUGAAAACAUACCUUACGGCAGCCAAUAAGUAGCAUAGGGUUUAUAUCCUUAUCUUUCUUUACGCUGAAUAAGAAUGAACAUAAGUGGCAGAAUUUCAAGCCAGGAGAAUUCCGCCGUCCAUUCAUAUCAUUUUUGUGUAAGGAGGAGUGAUGAAAUAAUAUUUAUUUCAGUGGGUCCUUUUCCAUUUUCCUUGCACUGUUAUUUGGUUCCUGGGAUGACACACUGAUUGUCAGUAUAUUACUGUUAAUUUAUCAACACAAGGCAACUUAUUUGAAAGAUUCUGUUUAUUCUGUCAUUGCUUUGAGAAGCACCAGGAAACAAAACCCUUUUCUUUAUAUCAACUUCUGAUGAGCAUCUCUCUUUUCUUUCUCCUUUGCUUCCUACUUGAAUCAGAUUCUGUUUUAAUCAGGAAAGCUUCUGGGGACCCUUCCUGGUCAUCUGAAAUUUCUUAAUUACGUGAAGUGGGUUGGUCAUGGGUGAAUGACAUUCUCAUUUCCUCCUCACUGUUGAAUUUCUUUGAACCUACAAUUCUCAAUUUGGGCAGCACAAACUUAGGAGAGUAAUCCAUAUUCACAGUAGUGUAUAUUAAUCUUAUAUAUUAGGUACCUAUAUUUAAACGAAAGGCCCAAUUUAUAAACAUAUA